AUUGUUUUGUAGCAAUGAAUAGCCGCCAUGAUUAGUUUUGAUGGUGGGUUUUUAGUGUGAGAUAAAAAUAGAGGUUAUUUGGUGAAAGCGUGAUAAAGUACAAUUUUAGAUGCAUAAUAAUUAGUAGGAAUGAAUUUCCUUUAGUUCUUCAUUUAGGUUUCAGGAUGCCCUUGUAUUAUUUGUUUUAGAAUGUUAGUGUUUACAUUGAAGUUUGAAGUGUAGGAAUGCUUUGCUGUCAGUUACAGCCUGCUUCUGUUAGAAAGGGCUAUGGUACUUGUACGUAGACUAUCCAGAACCCUUUAAUUGCCAGCCUUCAAGACGUCGGCCCCGUCAGUGAUCAAGUUGGGUGGUGCCGUAGCUGGUGGUGGAAGUGGUGGUGGUUCAGCAGGUUCAACGAACCACUGCGUAGGUGGUGAACAUCAGCGCCAUGUUGUUAGUGUCACAGCAACUGGUAUUAGUGCUCCCACUGCUGCUGAGAUGGUUCGUACAACAACUGCUACCAGACUUGUGCGAAAUCCUUUUGCAACCACAACUCUGGGCCAAGGUGGGACAAGUUUUGUGGUUGGUCAAGCAUCUUCAGCUACUAUUAUUCCGUCAGCUACCUGUGUCAGACGGAACACCCCAGCUACCUCCCUUGGAACAUUUAUUCCACUUCAGACUCAGAAUUCAUCCUCUGAAGAAUCAAUGAGUUUAAUUGUGCAGCUGGGAACAACUGUUGUAGCCACAUCUACGUCACACAUGUUAGAACCAAAUUCAACAGUGACAAUUUCAAAGUCAUCACCAGCAGGCAAUCCCACUUCUUCCUCUGGAAGGAAUGUCAGUGUAAAUUAUCCCCAGGGAGUAAACCAUAUUACAGGGGGAGCCAAAGUGCAGCAGCAUAUUCAUCACCCACAAGUGAUACAAAGACCUACGACAAAUACCAUUGCAAGCAGCAAUGGUAAGAACAGUAUUAAUUGUAGCAUGCAGCAAUUGUAUGCUCAACAGCAGGUGGUUCAACCACAGAAGUCACUUACUGUAAAACAAUCUAAUGCAUUGGCAAAAUCUGUAGGGGAGACACAGCCAUCAGAUGAACAAAGGUUAGAACAUGCAGAAGUUGUGAACAUAGAAGAGAAUUUUGGGGAAGCAGGGAGACAUAACUUCCUGAGUAAUGUUUCUGUUCCCCAUCAGGUUCACACAGAAGAACGGAGGAUGGAAAUAGUGAAGUUUGUUUUACAAGAUCAUAACUAUGGAGCACCCCCUCCAGCAUCGCCACCUAUGUCACCAUCACAUCAUGGAAAAUUAACCAGUGGAGUAGCUGGUGGAGCAAGUACAUUGGGACCUAACAGUUAUACACCAGCUGGCACAGUUUAUCAGUAUGGUACUGGACUAUUGACGUUUCGUGAUGUGGCCGGUAAUGAUGAUGAUGCUAAUAGUGUAAUUAGCAGUAACACUGGAAGGGAAGUUGAGCCAGAGGGAGAAGAGACUGAAACUGCCCCUGAAGGGGAAGGAGAUGAUGAGGAUAGUGUUACACGUUGCAUCUGUGAUUUUGAACAUGAUGAUGGCUAUAUGAUAUGCUGUGACAAGUGCUUUGUAUGGCAACAUGUAGAUUGCAUGGGUAUUGAUCGAUCCAAUAUCCCAGAUGAAUAUAUGUGUGAAAGAUGUCAGCCCCGUCGAGUGGAUCGUCAGCAUGCACGGACAUUGCAGCUCAGGAAAAGGGAAGAGCUCCUUAACACAGAUAGCUCCAGUGACACUUCUUCAUCCUCUACUGAUACAGAUGGUGGUGUAAUAAACCCAGCACCAGCCAUGACCUCCAAGAAACGUGCUCUGUCUAAUUCAGUUAAUAAACGUAAGGGUGAGCUUGUUAGUACAAACAAGAAGAAUGUGGCAAACAGUAACAAUUUGGCAAAGCAGCAAAGACAGAGAAGGGAGUCAUCAAGGGAUCAGUCACAAACACCUUCAACUGUGCCUGUUACACAAAGAAGGGCCAGUGUGGGCCAGAAUAGGAAGAGAGAAACUACUAGAGCAACCACAGAAAAUAAAAGGACACCUGCAAGAAGGAAGAGUAAAGCCCGUACAAGUGAAGACGAGAGUCAGGAUGGUUGGGACAGAUCAGUAUCCAAUUCAGGCACAGUGCUUCAGCUCCGUCAGUGGAUAGACAACUAUGAAGAAGCUGUUACAAACCAUUAUUCCCCUGAAUUGCGAGCUCGAAUCUCGAGUAUAAAGGUGAAUGGUAUUCACUCGGACUUGAAGGCAGGGAAUCUUCACAGUGUGACCAGUGGAGCAACCAAGUGCAGAGUUUCACAGCUGGCACCAGGUGUCAGGAUUCUUGUCUCGACAACAUUAUUAUCAGCAAACCAGCCGGUAAUAGAACUGAGGGGAAAGUAUAUGCUUUCCACUCAGCACCGCCCACCCUCAUUAACUGUCAUUAACAGCAAACGGACCCGUCCACCUCCUGGACCAUUUAUUUUCUUUUAUCGUCUACCUAAAGAUGGCACAGAAGUAUGUGUAGAUACAAGGACAUAUGGUAACGAUGCCAGGUUCAUACGAAGAUCCUGUAAACCGAAUGCAGAGGUACGCCACUGCAUUGAAAAGGGUAUUCUCCAUUUGUAUAUUGUGACUGUAUCCACCGUAGAAAAGAACUCAGAGAUCACCAUAAACCAUGAUGGGACACAGGAAGCUUCUACAUUAGUGAAUAGCAGUGGAAGCCCCCCUCAAUUCAUGUGUGCUUGUGGAAAUCCGAAGGAAUGUACAGCACUUAAUAGGAGAAAUGGCAUACAUGAACCCACUGACCGAGAACGUCGUCGCCGUGGGAGGAGAACAACUUCAUCUGAAGAUGGUGAUCCUUUGGCAGUACCAUCACAGCAGCAUCAGCAUAAUCUAAAUAGUGGUAACAAUCAGAAUUUAAUAAACACCAGUAAUGUUGAUAGCCUACCUUUGCGGAGAAGUUCUACGACUGUACGCUCCCCCACUAAAAUUCCACAUGAGCAACUAGAACAGCAACAACAGCAGCAGGAGCAACAACAGAAGCAGCAGCAACAAAAGCAGCAGCACCAGCAGCAAAAAAUAGAAUCGGGAGAUCAUGAUCAGACAGUGUCAGAUACAGUUCCUGACCAGCAAGAUAAGAAGAGAAAGCUGACUCGUGAAGAACGUAAAAUGGAAGCAAUCAUGAAGGCAUUUGAACGACUAGAGAAAGCAGAACAACGACGUCAAGAAAAUCAAGCGAAGCAGGCUCAUCGUAAGGAUCAUCAAAAUGAAGCUGCAAAUAAUGGAAUGCCUAAGAAGGAACCAUUGUUAGAUGCGAACAAAGUUUUAGGUGAAGUGAAGGAUGAAGGUCUGAGGUGUAAUGUGUCCAGUGUUACUGCUAAGUCUGCUGCAGCUGAUAGACAGGGAAGGAAAAGACGUAAGGGUCGUGGAAGGACAAGCAGUAUGUCACAACAUCCGCCACCACCACAAAGGAGAAGAACACGAUUAAACUCCGGAGACUCAGACAUGACAUCUGCAGAUGAAGCUGUUGGAGUUGCAUCAAGCACAGGGCUUCUGCAAUCUUCACAGACUUCUGGUAUAAAUCCUGCAGGCAGCCAUCAGUCUUCUCCAGUGUCAGCAGCUGCAGGCUUGCUGCUAGCCCUAGCCAAUGGUAGUACACCACAGCAAAACUCAGUUCCCUCAUAUCAACAUACUCCACCACAUCUUGACAGGUUACCAGGGAGCACUACAUCACAAGCGCAAGGCGGAGUAAACCCCACAUUAUUUUGUGACAAUGCAAAUAGUAGUGGCAGUGGUAGCUCACAAGGCUCCACACCUCCCACACCUCUGUCCUCAGCCUGUUUACUGGUUGCAGCAGCUGUUGGACCUCUUGCACCAGGAUUCAAGUUCCCAAAGACAAAGAAGGUCCUGAUGAAUGAAUGGCUUAACAAGUCACCUGAACUUCCUUCAACUCCAUCAACCAUUCCUGUCCCCUUGACAUCUCCCAUCCUUUUACGCCCAAAUGACCUCCCCCUUAAUCCAACAGAUCUCAUAUUAAAUCCACAAGUAGCUGACAGCUACGGUUAUUCCGCUCAUCAUUCACCUUCAAAGUCACUAGCAACUCUUGCUCAAGCAGCUAACAGAGUAGCAUUGGGAUCUAGCACGUCACCAACACCUCAUUCCAGCAGAGCAAGCCUUGGCAGUAAAGGAGCACCAUCUGCUCCAGGAGGUGGUGUUGGUUCCGCAAAGAAGAGGUGGCUGCGACAGGCCAUUAGUGAGGAGUGUGAUUCUCCUACCACAAAUUCUUGUGCCAGUCCCAACAGCAGAACAGGUUCCCCACCUUGCCCUGAUUAUGUUACUCCUUUAAAAAAGCGUCGAUUGGCACGAGAAUCAUUGUCAUCAGAGCAGUCUUUUACUCCACCCACAACCCCUACAAUGCUAGCUGACCAGCACCUGUCUAGCAGCUCACCACCAAUGCAGAAAUGUGUCCAAUAUGAUGUUACUGGCAUGAACAUGGGUGGAUGUGAGGAAGAUGACACCAUUGCAUCCCCAGGAGAUGAAGAACCUCAUCUGAUAAAUGAUGGUGAAUAUGAAGACAGAGAAGAAAAAUGUGAAGGGGAUUUUGAAGGACAUGGCAGUCCUAUAAAUGACUGCUUCAGAAGACAAGGAGCUGUCAGGAACAUAGCAGUAACAGACUACUCUGCUCACACUGUGCUAUUAAAAGGUGAUGAAAGUGAAGGUAUAGUUAGGGACAGGAGCACAAAUGGUGGACUUGUAAUUAGAAGGAAUGUUGACCAGCCAGAAUGUGAUGACACUGAUAUGGAGGAGAAAGAGAAAGAGGAAAUAGAGGAACAUAUUCAGGCAAGAGAAUCUUCAGUGGAAGAUGAUGCUGAUGAUGAUGAUGACGAAGAAGAAGAAGAAGAAGAGACUCGAACUUCUCCAGUUCCUGACAUUGAUUCUGAGAAUGUUUGUUUUCAGGGCUUACUGAGAGGAAAGGUUGCAGAUGUAAAGCUUGAGUUAUCUGUUAAUUCAAGUGAAGAGACUGAAGAAGAGGGAUGCAGAGGAUUUGAAGAUCAAGGAGAUGGCAGUAAUCAAGGUUGUGAAGAUACCAUGGGUAGUGAAACAGAGACUCUGAAUGUCAGUAAGCCAAAAAUACUUAAUGGGAAGAUAACUAUUGAGGAUGUUAAUGUGAAAGAACAAGACAGUGGUAGUAUAGAUGGUAUCGGUUCUGCAGAGAUAAAUGUUUUGAAAAGUUCCUUCCAGAGAUGUGGUACAACUGUUACUGAAGUAUCCCCAGGCUCAAAUUUAUACCAGAAAAUGCCUGAAGUGGCUUUACCAGAGAUGGAGAGUGGAUUUACUGUUUCCUGUAAACAUGAGAUCUCAGUGGAUCACCCAGAUACAUCAUUGAAACAGCCUCAAGUGUCAAGGGAUGAAACUAUUUCUGCUACACAGACAGUAGUGGUGAGCUCUGCGACAGCCCAACCCGCAAAGCGCAAGGUUAGAACGCUUUCCAUCUCAGAAUAUCGUCAGCGUAAGCAGCGUAAUAGUAGUACAGAAUUGAACUCUGGAGGGAUAGAGGGUGAUGGAGGUACUAGAAAUUCACCAGUCUGUAGAGAGAGUAGGGGUCGUACAGACAGCACAAGCAGUUCAUCCUCGUCUGUGUCGUCAGAUGAUGAUAUGUCUAAUGCUUGUGCCUCUAUAACCAGCAAGAAUCUCAUGCUUGACAGCUCACCUGCUCUCUCUGCACUCCCAUUAUUUCUCCAUACAGAUACAUCUGAUGAUAAAAGAGGUGUUGGAGAAGAAACUUACAUGAGAUGGAAUUCUGCUCCAACUCUUGUUGAACGUCAGAGGGAGAACCUCACUGAGAGACUGAGGAGAGAAUUUGGACUCUUUCUUAGUGAUGAUGAAGAACAAGAAAGAGCACGCAAACAAGGUGAGCUAACAUGAAAGAGCUUGUACUUAUGUAG
Cryptotermes secundus is the source of this 5909-nucleotide messenger RNA. RefSeq lists its product as uncharacterized. The record is from RefSeq and is a predicted model, not a curated record. The coding region runs from base 478 to 5889 and encodes 1803 amino acids. Gene Ontology annotation, molecular function: protein binding. Lineage: Eukaryota; Metazoa; Arthropoda; Insecta; Blattodea; Kalotermitidae. The transcript is spliced from 22 exons.